Esox lucius (northern pike) is the source of this 1401-nucleotide messenger RNA. Its product is annotated as serine/arginine-rich splicing factor 11-like. Gene Ontology annotation, cellular component: nucleoplasm. Gene Ontology annotation, molecular function: RNA binding. NCBI's taxonomy places the organism in Eukaryota, Metazoa, Chordata, Actinopteri, Esociformes, Esocidae. The transcript has 12 exons. Bases 1 to 1401 code for a protein of 466 amino acids. The record is from RefSeq and is a predicted model, not a curated record.
AUGAACUGUACUACAAACGUAGUGCAAGUGACGAAUGUGUCGCCUAGCACAACAUCCGAGCAGAUGCGAAUGCUGUUCGGGUUUCUUGGAACCAUUGAAGAACUCAAAUUGUUUCCACCAGAUGAAUCGCCUCUGCCUGUGACUUCGCGCGUGUGUUUUGUGAAGUUCCAAGAGUCCGAAUCCGUGGGGGUAUCUCAGCAUCUGACCAACACCGUCUUCGUGGACAGGGCACUGAUCGUGGUUCCUUUUGCCGAAGGCGUUAUCCCAGAGGAGGCCAAAGCACUGUCACUGCUGGCGCCGGCAAAUGCUGUUGCUGGGAUUUUGCCCGGAGGAGGUCUUCUUCCAACACCGAACCCCAUGUCCAAUCCUCAGAUGGGAGGCAAUCCUUUUGGCGGUCCUUCCAUGGAAGCGAUGGCAGCGUUUGGGUUUUCAAACCCCAAUAUGAAUAUGAAUGCCCAGUCAUUUCCCACUGACCAGCUUCUGAAGUUUAUGUCACAAGUGGAUCCAAAAAUGAACCACAUGGGUGUUGGCAUGAACAUGAACCUGACCAUGAAUGCAGGCCUGAAGGCAGACUCUUCCAACAAGGAGAUAGAAGAAGCCAUGAAGAGGGUCCGAGAAGCCCAGUCACUCAUAUCGGCUGCCAUCGAACCUGGGAACAAGGAGAGCAAGAAGAAGCACUCGCGGUCCAGGUCCAGGUCUAGGCGUAGGAGGUCCCGCUCCAGACACAGGCGUUCAAAGAGCAGGUCGAGGCGGCGCUCACACUCAAGGAGCAGGAGACGCUCCAAGAGCCCCAGAAGGAGGAGUGGGAGAUCCCACUCCAAAGACAGGAGCAGACAAUCACCCGGCAAAUCCAGGGAUAGGAAGAAAGAGGAGCGGGAUAAAAAGCGCUCCAAAACACCUCCAAAAAGCUACAGUACUACCAGGAGGUCUCGCAGUGUUGAUCGAAGGCGGAGGAGGAGUCACAGUGCCAGCCGAUCUCCCAAGAAAUCCCCAAAGAGGAAAGUCUCUAGGACUCCCUCUCCUAGAAGACAUAAGAAGGAGAAAAAGAGAGACAAGGAAAGGGAGAAGGACCGUGAGCGCAGGAGUGAUAAAGACCAUAGUCGGGAGGACCGCAAGGAAAAGAAGGACCGGAGUAAAGACAAAGAGAAGGAAAGGGAACGGGAGAAAAAAAGUGAUGUAGAGAAAGGAGAUGUGAAGAUGUCCUUGCAGGUCACCAGGGAUUAUGAUGAGGAAGAGCAGGGCUACGACAGUGAGAAGGAGAGGGAGAGGCUAGAGAAGAAGGAUUGCGACCAAGACUCCGGAGCCCAGUCUCCUCACUCGGUGGAAGGCAAUGGCACCGGCCCUCCCAAAGUCAAUGGAGACGACUGCCGUGAAGAGGACGACAUGGAUGUCAGUGAUUGA